AUGUUCAAGAAUAUCUUCAAGGCCAUGCCCCCUCGGGCUCAGGCUUUCGCCUCUGUGAAGCCCCAGGCUCGUUUCAUGGCCACUGUCCGCCAGCGGGCUGCCCUUGAGCCCGCCACCUUCACCAUCCGUGAUGGUCCCAUGUUCACUGGCAAAUCCUUUGGUGCUCGCUCCAACAUCUCCGGCGAGGCCGUCUUCACCACCUCCCUGGUCGGAUACCCCGAGUCUCUGACCGACCCGUCGUAUCGUGGCCAGAUCCUGGUCUUCACCCAGCCAUUGAUUGGAAACUACGGUGUGCCGUCUGCGGAGAAGGACCCCAAUGGCCUUCUCAAGUACUUUGAGUCUCCCCACCUCCAGGCUGCCGGUGUUGUUGUGGCCGAUGUCGCCGAACAGUACAGCCACUGGACUGCCGUUGAGAGUUUGGGUGAGUGGUGUGCACGGGAAGGUGUUCCGGCCAUCUCUGGUGUCGACACUCGUGCCAUUGUCACCUACCUCCGUGAGCAGGGUUCGUCCCUGGCUAAAAUCACCGUCGGAGAAGAGUAUGACGCCAACGAGGACGAGGCCUUCACCGACCCGGAGCAGAUUCACUUGGUGCGCCAGGUCAGCACCAAGCAGCCCUUCCACAUCAGUGCUGCGGACCCCCAAUCGCACGUUGCCGUGAUCGACUGCGGUGUCAAGGAGAACAUCCUGCGCAGCCUGGUCAACCGUGGAUCCAGCGUCACUGUUUUCCCCUUUGACUACCCCAUCCACAAGGUGGCCCACCACUUUGACGGUGUCUUCAUCUCCAACGGUCCCGGCGAUCCCACUCACUGCCAGGACACCGUGUUCCACUUGCAGCGUCUGAUGGAGACCUCUCAGGUGCCCAUCUUCGGUAUCUGCUUGGGUCACCAGCUGCUGGCCCUGGCAGCCGGCGCGCGCACCAUCAAGCUCAAGUACGGUAACCGGGCCCACAACAUCCCCGCGUUGGACUUGAGCACUGGUCGUUGCCACAUCACCAGUCAGAACCACGGUUAUGCCGUGGACGCCUCCACUCUGCCUUCUGAGUGGAAGCCGUACUUUGUGAACUUGAACGAUCAGAGUAACGAGGGUAUGAUUCACAAGUCACGCCCUAUCUUCAGUACUCAAUUCCACCCCGAGGCCAAGGGAGGUCCCCUCGAUUCCUCGUACCUCUUCGACAUCUACCUGGACAGCGUGCAAAAGUACAAGAAGAGCCAGGCCGGUCUUUACCCUCAGCGUGACAGCCGUCCUAGCCCCCUCUUGGUGGAUCUUUUGGGCAAUGAGCGUGUGGGCGUCCAGCCCACUGUUGGCAUGCAGAACAUUGCUUCCGCUGCCGCUGCUGCCGCCGCUGCUUGA
Penicillium oxalicum is the source of this 1350-nucleotide messenger RNA. RefSeq names its product carbamoyl-phosphate synthase (glutamine-hydrolyzing) CPA1 (gene cpa1). The coding region runs from base 1 to 1350 and encodes 449 amino acids. Gene Ontology annotation, biological process: 'de novo' pyrimidine nucleobase biosynthetic process; L-arginine biosynthetic process; L-glutamine metabolic process. The transcript has a single exon. Gene Ontology annotation, molecular function: carbamoyl-phosphate synthase (glutamine-hydrolyzing) activity. The record is from RefSeq and is a predicted model, not a curated record. NCBI's taxonomy places the organism in Eukaryota, Fungi, Ascomycota, Eurotiomycetes, Eurotiales, Aspergillaceae. Gene Ontology annotation, cellular component: cytoplasm; carbamoyl-phosphate synthase complex.